GUGCGUCCGCUCCGGGGACACUCCUCAACCGUGCACCAAGCUACACUUCCGCCGCAUCAUCAACAAACACACGGACGAGAGUCUGGGCGACUGCUCCUUCCUCAACACCUGCUUCCACAUGGACACCUGCAAGUACGUCCACUAUGAGAUCGACAGCCCGCCAGAGAUCGAGAGCAGCCUGGGGCCGCAGACGGGAGGCGCGGAGGUCGGCCUGUGCGCGGAGGACGCCGACAGCAACGUGGGGAAACUCUUCCCGUCGCAGUGGAUUUGCUGCGACAUUCGAUACCUGGACAUGUCUAUCCUGGGGAAGUUUGCCGUUGUGAUGGCUGACCCCCCCUGGGACAUCCAUAUGGAGCUGCCCUACGGUACUCUGACCGACGACGAAAUGAGGAAACUCAACAUCCCAGCGCUGCAGGACGACGGCUUCCUCUUCCUGUGGGUCACUGGCAGGGCCAUGGAGCUGGGGAGGGAGUGCCUCAGCCAGUGGGGCUACGAGCGUGUUGAUGAAAUCAUUUGGGUUAAAACCAACCAGCUUCAGAGAAUCAUCCGGACGGGCCGGACGGGCCACUGGCUGAACCACGGGAAGGAGCACUGUCUGGUGGGCGUGAAGGGAAACACGCAGGGCUUUAACCGAGGUCUGGACUGCGACGUCAUCGUAGCCGAGGUCCGGUCCACCAGCCACAAACCAGACGAGAUCUACGGGAUGAUUGAGAGGCUCUCCCCCGGAACCAGGAAGAUCGAGCUCUUCGGACGCUCUCACAACGUCCAACCCAACUGGAUAACUUUGGGGAACCAGCUGGAUGGCAUUCACCUGCUGGAUCCGGAGGUGGUGGCGCGCUUCAAGAGCCGCUACCCAGACGGAGUCAUCUCCAAACCUUAAAGCGUCCAAACUCUUUUUAUACCUGUGAAUAUAGUUUUUUUUAUAUAUAAACACUGAUGAGAUCAUUUGACUAUCAAGAGCGAUGAAGUCCAUGUAAAUAAACAACUUUCUGAUACUGAAA
Molecule: messenger RNA, 1001 nt
Organism: Oryzias melastigma (Indian medaka)
Lineage: Eukaryota; Metazoa; Chordata; Actinopteri; Beloniformes; Adrianichthyidae
Product: N6-adenosine-methyltransferase subunit METTL3
Exons: 8
Coding region: 119-880 (253 amino acids)
Cellular component (GO): RNA N6-methyladenosine methyltransferase complex; nucleus
Molecular function (GO): mRNA m(6)A methyltransferase activity
Source: RefSeq, a predicted model, not a curated record